Molecule: messenger RNA, 600 nt
Organism: Desarmillaria tabescens
Lineage: Eukaryota; Fungi; Basidiomycota; Agaricomycetes; Agaricales; Physalacriaceae
Exons: 3
Coding region: 164-553 (129 amino acids)
Source: RefSeq, a predicted model, not a curated record
AUGUUCACCGAGGACACAACGCGUUGACAUGUCGUGCAUCUUCAAUUCGUAGAUCUUCCUCGCAGAUACCGCCGCGCACCCGACUCAGAAAUCUUGGGGACUUGAAUACACUGAAGGGAGGCUAAAAAAUAACGAUGAGUAAAAUAAGACACGAGAGGGAUAAAUGUACUCACGAUAUCAGCAAGUUAAGAGCCGCUUGAACACGGAAGGAGAGCCAUGGCACGCGUCAGUCGGUGAGCGAAAGAAAAGAAACGACAGAGUUGUUUACCUUCUCAACGCCUUCGGAAUACCUUCAGGUCCACAGCCAGUAUUUUCUUCUGCUAACCACCACCACCACGGUCUUAGAGUUGAGCCUGGUGCAUUUAUCCUCUACCUUUUUUUUCUUUCCGUUUUUCUUAGGUUCACUUUCGGGCAACAGUCGAGUACAGCAAGCAAGGAGGUAUGUUCCUUCUUUUUCCUUUACCUCGCUGAUUCUGGGCUUAGUUUUGAAGAAUGCAUCCGAAAGGGGGUUGGUUCCCGUUACGCUGACCAGUCUUUAACUGCUACGGUUUGAACGUGAAGUGAAGACCUGAAGUACUGGUUACGCGACGUGAGGCUUUC